AACCCCCAACGCCUGACCCAUUUGCAAUCCCAACCCCCAACGCUUGACCCAAUCUAUUGGAAUGGACGCCGAAUCUCUGGGUGAAGAUGAAAAGUCACCUCUUCUCUGCUCUCCUUCUCUGGCUUGGCGAAAUGGAGUGGUUACGGCUGAUUUCGCAGAUUUGAUUCUGCUCUCAUUACUCAACCCAAGUGUCUGUUUGGACUUUGGAGUAAAGGCUAAACCAGAAUUUUCGCCUAUAUAUAAAGCCCUCACCGACUUCAUUACUCAACCAGAAGUGUUUUCUUCUUCGGCGUUGUGGAUUGUGGAUCUUGGCGAGGUAAGUUGUCUUCUUCUUCAGCCGAUUGAAUUUAUAGGCAGCGGGGUUGGGUUGUUUCAUCGUUAUGGUUGA
Messenger RNA from Ilex paraguariensis (yerba mate), 388 nucleotides. The record is from the annotation of a GenBank genome assembly. NCBI's taxonomy places the organism in Eukaryota, Viridiplantae, Streptophyta, Magnoliopsida, Aquifoliales, Aquifoliaceae.